CCUGUUAUAGAAAAUGGCACUUGAUUUGUUACUUAUCAGUUUAAGGUACCUGUAUACUGCUUUUCAAGUAAACCUCACACAGCAGUUUACAAAAGAUUAUUUACAAGCAUUGAUUAAAAAUAGGAUAAAACUGAAAGACUAUGAUUUUAAAAAGCAGAGUGAACAGUUUGCAUGCUGGCAGCUCUUUUAGAUGGCUAACUUAACUACAAGAUCACAAACUGCAGUACAGUAACACCAGCUAUGUUUGCUGCAUCAUAAAUAUGUAAGCACCUGCCUCUCAUUGAAGAAUGCUCUCUGUAAGGCACACAGUCUAUCCAGCCUCCCUAAUAAAAAACAACAGAGAGAUGGUUUUGCAGUCUGGCAGAAGGAUUGUGCAAUUCUGAGAUUAGUGGCUAAAACAAAACUGGCAGAUGGAGUUGCAUUCUUUUUAUCCAAUGGCUUUCUGCAAAAGCACUCGUUUAGGACCCAGUGGAAAUGUUGCCAGAUAGGACUAACUUCUUCAUGAGUAAUGGCCAAUCCCUGAGCAGCAAGGAAAGGAAGAGCUCUGAGUAGGAAGCCCUGGAAAGCAGGUUUAAAAUAUUAAAGCAGAAAAGCAGUUUUCUUUCUAACAAUGAUCACUCUGAUAAAUGUGAGAUGCUGGAGAUGCAGCUGAUUCAAUGUUUAAACCAGCGUGUACUUACACGGCAGGCGGUUACGGGACUGAAGGACAGUGGAGGAGUGAUUCCCACGGAAUGCCUUAUUUUGCAAAACUAAUUUUGCUGAUCAUUUGUUUGUUCUUCCUUGUGGAGAGCCGAAAGCACAGGAAAAGGAGAUGGACAGGACAAGUAGAGCUGCCGCAAAUAAGUCACAUAUAUAAGAAGAACCAUGACAUGACCAAAACUCGGACAGGAAAAAGUGAACAGCUCCUGAGGGUAGAUGACCAUGAUUUCACCAUGAGGCCAGCCUUUGGAGGCCCUGCUAUUCCUGUUGGGGUGGACGUGCAGGUUGAAAGUUUGGACAGUAUUUCUGAGGUUGAUAUGGACUUUACGAUGACACUGUACCUGAGGCAUUACUGGAAGGAUGAGCGCCUCUCCUUUCCCAGUCAUACUAACAAAAGCAUGACUUUUGAUGGAAGGCUGGUGAAGAAGAUCUGGGUGCCAGAUGUCUUCUUCGUUCACUCAAAGAGAUCCUUCAUUCAUGACACAACCACUGACAACAUCAUGCUGCGUGUGUUCCCAGAUGGCCAUGUGCUCUAUAGUAUGAGGAUCACGGUUACAGCCAUGUGCAACAUGGACUUCAGCAGAUUUCCACUAGAUUCGCAGACUUGUACUCUGGAGCUCGAAAGCUAUGCUUACACAGAUGAAGAUCUGAUGCUGUACUGGAAAAAUGGGAAUGAAUCUCUAAAAACAGAUGAGAAAAUCUCCUUGUCUCAGUUCUUGAUACAAAAAUUUCAUACAACCUCCAGACUCGCUUUCUAUAGUAGCACUGGUUGGUACAAUCGCUUGUACAUUAACUUCACGUUACGUCGCCACAUCUUUUUCUUUUUGCUGCAAACAUAUUUUCCAGCCACACUCAUGGUCAUGCUAUCUUGGGUGUCAUUCUGGAUCGAUCGCAGGGCUGUGCCUGCUAGAGUAUCAUUAGGGAUCACAACGGUGCUGACCAUGUCUACCAUCAUCACGGGCGUCAAUGCCUCCAUGCCUCGAGUUUCUUACAUCAAGGCUGUGGACAUUUACCUCUGGGUCAGUUUUGUGUUCGUCUUCCUUUCGGUGAUAGAGUACGCAGCCGUGAACUACCUGACCACUGUGCAAGAGCGAAAGCAGAGGAAGCUGCGAGAAAAGAGCUUUCAAGCUGACUCCGAAUCCCUGACACCACAAAAGCAGGAGUUGGUGAUAGUAGGAACAACAGAGGGAAGGAAACUAAGAUCAGAACUGGGGAAGUCUGCAACCUGGGACUUUGGCAAAGACAAUAUAGGGAGGUUUCCAUGCACGUGUGGAAUACCUUCUACCAAAACUAUGAUGCUGGAUGGUAUUUACAGUGAAUCCGAUACCAAUAGCCUAGAAGGGUACCCAAGAGGCCAGAUGGUGGCUGAGGAGGAUAAGCAAGACAAGAUGGUGGUCCAUUUGGCCCUGAAUAAUGAGUCCAACUCAUCAAGGAAGAAAGGGCUGAAGGGACUCCGUAUCAUGCAAAACACACACGCCAUUGACAAAUACUCAAGAGUAAUAUUUCCAGGCACCUAUAUAUUUUUUAAUUUAAUAUACUGGUCUGUCUUUUGCUGAAAAUGCUAAGGCAGUGAUUUCCCCAGGAGAUACUUUAAAGACCACUGUGAGUUUCGAGGCUUUUUGGCCUCUGAGAGAGAAAGCAAUCCCGUCCAGUUCCACCUUUGGAGUGUGAGUGUAUUGGAAAGGAGGCACUGCAGCACACAGUGCUAUUUGGAGACCGUUCACCUGUGCCAGUUAAUUUAGGCUUCCCAUUCCUUUGUUAAUUUUUGAUAGUCUUGACUUUCAUACUUGAAAACAUGCACCUGUUGGCUUUGGAUCUCAGUCACUACAUGUGUCUUCUACAAGUGGAUGCUGGAAAUAGGAU
Molecule: messenger RNA, 2562 nt
Organism: Lacerta agilis (Sand lizard)
Lineage: Eukaryota; Metazoa; Chordata; Lepidosauria; Squamata; Lacertidae
Product: gamma-aminobutyric acid receptor subunit rho-2
Exons: 10
Coding region: 657-2255 (532 amino acids)
Biological process (GO): nervous system process; signal transduction; regulation of membrane potential
Cellular component (GO): synapse; membrane; neuron projection
Molecular function (GO): neurotransmitter receptor activity; extracellular ligand-gated monoatomic ion channel activity; GABA-A receptor activity
Source: RefSeq, a predicted model, not a curated record